Bubalus bubalis (water buffalo) is the source of this 2597-nucleotide messenger RNA. Its product is annotated as intestinal-type alkaline phosphatase. Gene Ontology annotation, molecular function: alkaline phosphatase activity. Gene Ontology annotation, cellular component: plasma membrane. The record is from RefSeq and is a predicted model, not a curated record. The coding region runs from base 134 to 1774 and encodes 546 amino acids. The transcript has 11 exons. NCBI's taxonomy places the organism in Eukaryota, Metazoa, Chordata, Mammalia, Artiodactyla, Bovidae. Gene Ontology annotation, biological process: dephosphorylation.
UUUAAUAGCAGGGACAAAGUCUGUCUAGAUUUAAGUCCAGGCAGCCAAGCUGCAGCCGGUCCCUGGUGUCGCAGCCUUGCCCCGAGACCCGGCCUCCCCAGGUCCCAUCCUGACCCUCUGCCAUCACACAGCCAUGCAGGGGGCCUGCGUGCUGCUGCUGCUGUUGGGCCUGCAGCUACAGCUCUCCCUCAGCCUCAUCCCAGUUGAGGAGGAAGACCCCGCCUUCUGGAACCGCCAGGCAGCCCAGGCCCUCGAUGUGGCUAAGAAGCUUCAGCCCACCCAGACAGCCGCCAAGAAUGUCAUCCUCUUCUUGGGGGAUGGGAUGGGGGUUUCCACGGUGACAGCCACUCGGAUCCUAAAGGGGCAGAUGGCUGGCAAGCCGGGACCUGAGACACCCCUGGCCAUGGACCAGUUCCCAUAUGUGGCUCUGUCCAAGACAUACAACGUGGACAGACAGGUGCCCGACAGCGCAGGCACGGCCACCGCCUACCUGUGCGGGGUCAAGGGCAACUACAGAACCAUCGGUGUGAGUGCAGCCGCCCGCUACAACCAGUGCAGCACGACACGUGGGAACGAGGUCACGUCUGUGAUGAACCGGGCCAAGAAAGCAGGGAAGUCAGUGGGAGUGGUGACCACCACCAGGGUGCAGCACGCCUCCCCAGCCGGGGCCUACGCACACACGGUGAACCGAAACUGGUACUCAGACGCCGACCUGCCUGCCGAUGCCCAGACGAACGGCUGCCAGGACAUCGCCGCACAGCUGGUCUACAACAUGGAUAUUGACGUGAUCCUGGGUGGAGGCCGAAAAUACAUGUUUCCUGAGGGGACCCCAGACCCUGAAUACCCAGAUGAUGCCAGUGUGAAUGGAGUCCGGAAGGACAAGCAGAACCUGGUGCAGGCAUGGCAGGCCAAGCACCAGGGAGCCCAGUAUGUGUGGAACCGCACGGAGCUCCUUCAGGUGGCCAGUGACUCCAGUGUAACACACCUCAUGGGCCUCUUUGAGCCGGCAGACAUGAAGUAUAAUGUUCAGCAAGACGACACCAAGGACCCGACCCUGGCGGAGAUGACGGAGGUGGCCCUGCAAGUGCUGAGCAGGAACCCCAGGGGCUUCUACCUCUUUGUGGAGGGAGGCCGCAUUGACCACGGUCACCAUGAUAGCAAAGCUUAUAUGGCACUGACCGAGGCAGUCAUGUUUGACAAUGCCAUCGCCAAGGCUAACGAGCUCACUAGCGAACUGGACACACUGAUCCUUGUCACUGCAGACCACUCUCAUGUCUUCUCUUUUGGUGGCUACACACUGCGUGGGACCUCCAUUUUCGGUCUGGCCCCCAGCAAGGCCUCAGACAUCAAGUCUUAUACCUCCAUCCUCUAUGGCAAUGGCCCUGGCUAUGCGCUUGGCGGGGGCUCGAGGCCCGAUGUUAAUGACAGCAUAAGCGAGGACCCCUCGUACCGGCAGCAGGCGGCCGUGCCCCUGACUAGCGAGACCCACGGGGGCGAGGACGUGGCGGUGUUCGCGCGCGGCCCGCAGGCGCACCUGGUGCACGGCGUGCAGGAGGAGACCUUCGUGGCGCACGUCAUGGCCUUUGCGGGCUGCGUGGAGCCCUACACCGACUGCAAUCUGCAGGCCCCCGCCACCGACACCGCCACCGCCACCGCCACCGACACCGCCACCGCCACCGGCAUCCCCGACGCCGCGCACCUGGCGACCAGCCCGCCUCCACUGGCGCUGCUGGCCGGGGCGAUGCUGCUGCUGCUGGCGCCCACCUUGUACUAACCCCCACCAGUUCCAGGUCUCGGGAUUUCCCGCUCUCCUGCCCAAAAUCUCCCAGCUCAGGCCCUACCAGAGCUACCACCUCGGGGUCCCCACCCCGAAGUCCUAUCCUAGCGGCCACUCCCGGAGACCCGACCCGGCCCCACCACCAGAGCUUCACCUCCCAGCAGUGAAGGAGCCUCAGCUCACAGCCCCUCAUGGCCCGGCCCAUCCCCGAGGCUGAGGCCCUGAUUUCCCUGUGACACCCGCAGACCUACUGCCCGACCCCAACUUCGGUGGCUUGGGAUAUUGUGUUCUGCCACCCCGAACCCCAGUAAGGGGACUCGGGCCAACCAGACUACCCCUACUGCCCACAGCCCCACCUGAGGACAAAGCUGGCAUGGUCCCAGGGGUCCCAGGCCCGGCUGGAACCCACACCUUGCCUUUCAGGUGACCCUGGGACUCUGGGGUUUCCGGGAGGAGUGGCUUUCCGGGAGGCAUGGUUUCCAAUGGGCGUGGCUUAUUGGAAGCGUGGCUCCCGCCCCUGGAACCCAACCUGUGGUCAUCUGGGGCCCAAGGAGACGUCUCAGCCCAGGAGCUCUGGGGGACCCUGGACAGAGCCCUCAGCAGCCCCUCCUAGGAACCCAACGGUACCAUUACAGAGAGGAGACAGCGACACAGAGGAGAGGAGACGUGUCCCAGGUCCCUCAGCUGCUGUGAGGGCGGCCCUGGUGCCCCUUCCAGGCUGGGGCAUCCCAGUAGCAGCAGGGGACCUGGGGGUGGGGACACAGGCCCCGCCCUCCUGGGAGGCAGGAAGCAGCCCUCAAAUAAACUGUUCUAAGUAUGA